Molecule: messenger RNA, 2115 nt
Organism: Lathyrus oleraceus (garden pea)
Lineage: Eukaryota; Viridiplantae; Streptophyta; Magnoliopsida; Fabales; Fabaceae
Product: cytokinin dehydrogenase 5
Exons: 4
Coding region: 445-2040 (531 amino acids)
Biological process (GO): cytokinin metabolic process
Molecular function (GO): FAD binding; cytokinin dehydrogenase activity
Source: RefSeq, a predicted model, not a curated record
AUCUUAAACCCGAGACACACACACAGUAAUGACUCAUACUCCCAUUCAUCACAGUCACACCACACCACAUCACACACACGCACGCACUUUCUAACUUUCUUUGCCGCAACGCAACCCUUCUCUCUUUCUUUUCUUUCUGACACAACCUUCAUAUCCAACAUAAACAAGAAAGAGUACCCUCAGUAGCUACGUCCAUUCCCUAGCAGUUCUUUGUAUUCAUCCACUAUAUUGCACCUAUUAUACAGACACAGUCAGCAAGAAUCUUUCAUCUUUCUCCAAAUUCGCUUGCGUACAAAAUCUUUAAAGUGAAAUCCUACUUACGUUAAACCGCACAAAAGCUGCUCCAAGAUUUUUCUUUCUCUUUGAUAUGGUAUUGGUACGCACAUGCAUGCUGUUUUGUUUUCCAUUAUAUACAUUAUAGUGGUAUAAAGAAAUCAAGAAACAAUGGCGGCAGUGAAGAAGAAGCUUGUUAUUAUUCUGUUAGCAUUUACCAUAUGCCGUUUAAUUCUAACAGUAGGAUUAACGGUGGACCCAACUUUAACGGAGAUUCUCCACGUAGGUCUGGAAGGUGAAGUGAAACUGGAAGCUUCGGAGUUAGAAGCAGUUUCAUUGGAUUUCGGGAGGUUAAGCAGCAGAGGAGAAGCAUUAGCGGUAGUUCAACCAGCGUCGGAAAAUGACGUGGUAACGGUUGUUAAAGCAGCCUAUAACCGGCCGCCGUUUGCGGUGUCCGCGCGAGGGCACGGACACUCGAUAAACGGACAAGCGGAUACGAGAAUGAAAGGUGUGGUGAUUGAAAUGGGGAGAGGCAGUAGGGUUAACUUUCUUCCUCGAGUGUAUGAGAAAGAAAUGUAUGUUGAUGUUUGGGGUGGUGAAUUAUGGAUACAUGUGUUGAAAGCUACAUUGGAGUAUGGUUUAGCACCCAUGUCUUGGACUGAUUACUUGUAUUUGUCUGUGGGUGGUACUCUUUCUAACGCUGGUAUUAGUGGACAAACCUUUAAUCACGGUCCUCAAAUCUCCAACGUUUUUGAACUUGAUGUCGUUACAGGAAAAGGUGAAGUGUUGACAUGUUCAGAAGAUGAUAACUCAGAUUUGUUCCAUGCUGUUCUUGGUGGUCUUGGACAAUUUGGAAUCAUCACAAGAGCUAGAAUUGCUCUCCAACCAGCUCCUCAAAGAGUUCGUUGGAUACGAGUUUUGUACUCGAAUUUUUCGACCUUUAGUAAGGACCAGGAGUUUCUGAUAUCUCUGCAUGGGAAACCUGCGAGCGAGAGAUUCGAUUAUGUUGAAGGUUUUGUGAUAGUGGAUGAAGGACUUGUUAAUAAUUGGAGAUCCUCAUUCUUUUCAUCGAGUAAUCCUGUUAAAAUCAGUUCCAUUAAAGGUGAUGGAGGUGUUUUGUACUGUUUGGAGAUAACCAAAAACUACGAGCAAGGAAAUGGUGAUUCUGUUGAUGAGGAAAUACAAGCACUAUUGAGAAAGUUAAGUUUUAUAGAAACAUCAGUGUUCACAACGGACGUGGGUUACGUGGAUUUUCUGGAUCGUGUACAUAAGGCAGAAGUGAAACUUAGAUACAAGGGUUUAUGGGAUGUAGCACAUCCAUGGCUGAAUCUUUUUGUUCCAAAAUCGAGGAUAGAAGAUUUUGAUAAGGGUGUGUUCAAGGGCAUUUUGGGAAAUAAGACAAGUGGGCCUAUUCUCAUCUACCCUAUGAACAGAAACAAGUGGGAGAAUCGGAGCUCGGUGGUGACACCAGACGAGGAGGUGUUUUACCUGGUGGCAUUUCUGAGAUCAGCUUUGGAUGCUGAGACACUGGAGUACCUGAUUAAUCAGAACCGUCAGAUUCUGAGAUUCUGCCAUGACUCGAAGAUCAAGGUGAAACAGUACCUGCCCCAUUACACAACACUAGAGGAGUGGAAGGACCACUUUGGAGAUAAGUGGACCCAAUUCAAUGCCAUGAAGAUGCAAUUCGAUCCUCAACGAAUCUUAGCAACAGGCCAGCGAAUAUUUGAUUUUGAACCUUCCACCGUCAUCUCUAAGGAUGACAUGUAAUGCAGCAAACAAAAUAAAAUCAGAAAGAGACAAUUGUAUAGAAGAUAAAUAAAGAGAAUAAUUAUUUUGCAGUGA